Messenger RNA from Saccharomycopsis crataegensis, 960 nucleotides. Its product is annotated as class I SAM-dependent methyltransferase. Bases 1 to 960 code for a protein of 319 amino acids. NCBI's taxonomy places the organism in Eukaryota, Fungi, Ascomycota, Saccharomycetes, Ascoideales, Saccharomycopsidaceae. Gene Ontology annotation, molecular function: S-adenosylmethionine-dependent methyltransferase activity. The record is from RefSeq and is a predicted model, not a curated record. The transcript has a single exon.
AUGACUGAAUACUCUACCGAAUCUUUUUCUACUAAUCAAUACGACCUUGCUAGACCCACAUACCCAUUGUCAUUCAUUCAAUACGUGGUUGAUUGGCAUAAGAAGAGUUCCCCAGAAACUUCCUUGGGAGUUACUGUGUCUGUUGAUAUUGGCUGUGGUACAGGACAAGUGACUUUCCCAUUAUAUGAAGAAAUUCAGUACGCAGACAAUGUGUAUGGGGUUGAUCCAUCUGCAGUGAUGAUCCAAAAGUGUCAGGACACCCAGAAUUCCAAAGACCAUUCUACGAUCACCAAGGGAGAAUUGUGUUUCAAGCAAGCGGCCGCGGAGAAGCUUGAUGAUGUAUUCCCUUUAGAAUCUGUUGAUUUGUUAACGGGAGCCGAAUGUUUCCAUUGGUUCAAGCAUCAAGAGUUUUUCGAGGUUGCUCAUAAGAUAUUAAAGCCUCAUGGGACAUUGGCAUACUGGUUCUACGUUGAUCCUGUGGUGAUCUCAGUGACAAAACCGGAUGGGACCGUGGUGGAUGUGGAUAAGAAGGUGUACAUGGAGAUCUAUGACAAGUACACUUAUGGGGAGGAAUAUUUUGGCCCGUACUGGGAACAGCCGGGAAGAAACCAUUUGAGGACAUUUUGUAAAGACGUGAAAAUCCCAACGGACUUAUUCAAAGAUAUUGAGACUCAUAAAUAUCGUCCGGUGGUGCAAGGAGAUGUUCCGGAUGAGAAAUUAAAGAUCGAAAGAAGUUGGACUCUCCAAGAUUAUAAGAAUUAUCAAGAAAGUUGGAGUGCGUACCAUAAGUACGUCGAGGAGACCAAGAAGGCCUCACCAGGGAUAAAUAGUGCUAAAGAUAUCAAGAAUUAUAUUCCUAAUGAAUUUUCUGCGGAAAUGACCCAAAGACUAGGGAUUAACCCAGUGGACAAAAUGAAGGUGAUUUGGUCGACCAUUUAUUUUCUUGCAAAAAAGCGUUGA